Austrofundulus limnaeus is the source of this 2400-nucleotide messenger RNA. RefSeq names its product BCL6B transcription repressor (gene bcl6b). The transcript is spliced from 12 exons. Gene Ontology annotation, molecular function: RNA polymerase II cis-regulatory region sequence-specific DNA binding; DNA-binding transcription factor activity, RNA polymerase II-specific; protein binding. Bases 197 to 1792 code for a protein of 531 amino acids. The record is from RefSeq and is a predicted model, not a curated record. NCBI's taxonomy places the organism in Eukaryota, Metazoa, Chordata, Actinopteri, Cyprinodontiformes, Rivulidae. Gene Ontology annotation, biological process: regulation of transcription by RNA polymerase II.
GAGUUACUCUGAACCAGAGGAGACCGGCCUCGCCUCUGACUGCUGACCCAACGCCGAGCCAAGGGUUUGACGGCGUAGCGGUGAACCGUAGUUCUCGUCCCUGCUGGUCGGGGUACGAGUAGGGAGCUGGUCUCACCUAAAUGUGUCUGGGACACACCAGUAUAUUUAUUUUUAUAUACAGACCCAGGCGAGCCUGAUGGAAGUGUCUGGAGUCCACAGGACCAAGCGGGGGCCGGCAAUGCGGCCCGAGGGCUACGUGAAGGAGUUCACCCGCCACUCCAACGACGUGCUUCAGAACCUGAACGAACUCCGGCACCGAGGCAUCCUGACCGACACCACCCUGGUGGUGGGCAGCGUGCAGCUGCAGGCGCACUGUGCCGUGCUCGUGGCCUGCAGUGGCUUCUUCUACUCCCUGUAUUCCCGCCGGGUGUUACUUCAGGGCAACGGGGAGCAGCUAUCCACCAUCUCUCUCCCCAACACGUUGGAUCCGUCCUGCGUCUCCCUGCUGCUCGACUUCAUGUACACCUCCCGCCUCCCUCUGACCCCCAGCAUCGUCUCCGGAGUGCUGGCCGUGGCUGCCUACCUGCAGAUGGACCACGUGGCCGACACAUGCCGGGACUUCAUGCAGCUGCACUGCACGAGUGCCAGAUAUCCCCAGUUAGAGCUGGACUCCAGGGUAUCUGUAGCCUCUGUCGCCCCAAAAGGAGGGGACCUGCCUGAUCUGAGACCCCGGGGAUCAGUCCCAGCAGCAGGAGAAACAAGGUUCCCCAUUGUCCUCGAGAACUCCCUCAAGCCAGGGGGUUUCCCGACCCGCUGGCCCAGGUCAGGAGAGCUGAAAGAAGAUCCGCUCCCGAGCAGCCCAACCUCGUCCCCGAGCAGCCCCGACCGCUCCAGCUGCCACCCGAACUCUCCCGCUGAGUCCAACACCUGCAGCAAAAACCUGGUGAGUGAAACCAAAGCAACACCUGACCCAAAGGCAUGCAACUGGAAGAAGUACAAGUAUAUAGUUCUGAAUCCCCUCUGCGCCGCUGCUACAGUCAAGGUAGAGGAGGAGGAGCUUCAGGAGGACAACAGGAUGAAUUUGACCCCGAAAGCUCCGAGAGAGGCGUGGUCUGGAGAAGUGCCCGGUCAGAUUGAUAGACAGGGGCAGGCCUCCUGUUACGAGGGUUCUGGCCGAGCCCCUCCCCUCGGGCCACCUCCCUCUGUGGACCAUCCAACGAUGCCUCCCUCUUACAGCGAAGGAACYGUUUCACCUGGCAACAUUUUCCCCAAACUGUCCGAAGAAACGGCCCAUCUUAACUUACCUCCGAUCAAACGUGAGAGCCCCUAUACGCCCUAUUGUUUUUCUGCCACUCUCCAAGCUACCAAAUCUGUGUGCUCAGGAGACAAGCCGUAUCGCUGCAACGUGUGCGGAGCCCAGUUCAACCGACCGGCCAACCUGAAAACUCACACCAGGAUUCAUUCAGGAGAGAAACCGUACCGCUGCGACACCUGUGGGGCAAGAUUUGUCCAGGUGGCCCACCUCAGGGCCCACGUCUUGAUUCACACCGGUGAGAAGCCCUACCCCUGUCACACCUGCGGCACCCGCUUCCGCCACCUGCAGACCCUGAAGAGCCACCUGCGCAUCCACACAGGCGAGAAGCCGUACUCUUGCGAAAAGUGCGACCUUCACUUCCGACACAAGAGCCAGCUGCGUCUUCACCUGCGCCAGAAGCACGGCGCCGUCACCAACACCAAGAUCCGCUACAAAGUGCUGACUGAGCCCUUCCAGCCUCUUCUGCAGGCCUGCUGAGGAGGACAUCAAAUUUACUUUAUCUCAACAGCGUUUAGGCUACUCACAAUAACACCUGGGCGUCAGACAAAAGAGAUUAAACUGUAAUGUUUAGAGAAAAAGAGAGAUUUUUAGCAUAUAGUUGGAUGAGGUUUGGAUUGAGCCAAACUAGUACUUUAGAGGAAACCAGGUGGGUUUUCUGAGAAAGAGAUGUUGAAAGUGGGAUGAAACAAGUUGUUUUGAAGGUUUGUGAGGAUUAAAGAGGGGAGCAGAGCACGGAGUGUGACUUUUUACAGGAAGAACGAGCGUAUGAGCAAUAAAAGGAGGGAUAGAGGAAAGUUUGUAACAUUUGUAAGGAUUAAACCUGUAACUCUAGCAGAGCACUUCAUUGGUUUUUCCUCAAAAAUGUGUAUUUAACUCAGAUUUGUCAUUAAUCUUAUGGCCUGGGGCCGCUGUGAUUUUUUUUUAAAAAAAAGAAUGUAUCUAUGCAGUAAAACCUGAUUUAUAGAUUUAUAAACUGAAUAUGUUGAUGAAAGCAUUUAAAUAAGACAAAUGAAAGCAAUUGAAUUGUUAUUGAUAAUAUUAAGUUCAUUUGCGGGACAAAUUUAAAUUAAAUCCUUUUUAUAUCA